Molecule: messenger RNA, 435 nt
Organism: Rotaria sp. Silwood1
Lineage: Eukaryota; Metazoa; Rotifera; Eurotatoria; Philodinida; Philodinidae
Source: the annotation of a GenBank genome assembly
AUGAUGAUGUUAGCCGGUUAUGAAACAACAUUUACUGCUCUAUCUUGGUUCCUUUUCUUCGCCAGUGAAAACCCUCGAGUACAACAUAAGAUGAAAGAAGAAUUGCGAGAGCACAAUCUUCUGAUGACUGAUGAUCUCAAAUGUGUACCAUCGUUAACAUCAGACAAUUUGGCUUCACUAACCUAUUGUGAAUGUGUAACGAAAGAGGUUUUACGUUUAGCUCCUGUUGCUGGACUCACAACGCGUAUGGCUAUGCGAGACACUGUCGUUGACAACGUGAAGGUUCAUCGUGGUCAAACUGUUUUUGUUGCUUUACAUAAUAUCAAUAUUGAUGCUCGUUAUUGGCAUCAUGGUGAUUCUAAACAAUUUAUGUCUGAAAGAUUUUUAGCUGAAGAUAAAGAUCAUCAUCAUUUAGCAAUGAUUCCAUUCAGUUGA